Molecule: messenger RNA, 450 nt
Organism: Aspergillus niger
Lineage: Eukaryota; Fungi; Ascomycota; Eurotiomycetes; Eurotiales; Aspergillaceae
Exons: 2
Coding region: 1-450 (149 amino acids)
Source: RefSeq, a predicted model, not a curated record
AUGCGUGCUGUUUUGGGAACAACCCAGAUACCGGGAUCCGUAUCUGUCCUCCGUAGUGACGAAAGAUGCUGCAAUGAUUUUGAAUGGCGUGUCUGCGAGGAUGUCGAGGGGCAUGCAUUUGGCGGGUCUCGCUGGCGGGCUGGCCCGGUUGGAGGCAUUUGUUGGAUGCAACUCGCUGUUUGUUCCAACAUCGACGGCAUUGGUCUAGGGCGUUUCUUACUACAUGAUGAUAGCGAUGUUGAAUAUCGCUGUCGAUUGGCUAGGGAUUCCAUCAUCGUUGGCCGCUGCUAUCCGGUGAUCCAGCCGUGGCGUGCUCAUGGUUCGUGUGUAGCGACUACAACCUUAUUAGCUUUUCCCUGCUUAGUUUGGCUUGCUUCUUGCGUUGAUCGCCGAUGUGUGGUCGAACAAUUUAUACUAGGAACCGGGUCAUGGUGCGCGAUAGGCCACUAG